AUGGGGGAAGAGGCGAUGAUGUAUCGACUCUCGCAGAAGCUCGACAAAGAGGAAGUGAGCAGGAGGCUGUUACCAGGGGUGUGGUCGCUGAUCGAGCAAUACCUAUCUUUCCCGACGAGCACCCUAUACAUGGUGGAAGACAAGGAGAAAAUUCCAUGGCCAGCUAUCACAAUAUGCCCCAAGAAUUCCCUCAGCUUAAAAAUGCUCCAGAAGGAAUCAGACUAUAAAAAUCUCGAUAAGCUGAGGCAGAGAAGAGCAAACGAGCUUAAUGAGACUGAAGAGCAGUUUUUUGAGACAUUCCGCCUGAAAUUCCCAGAACUCAUCCCUUCAAGCACCCUUGGACCUUUCGAGUGGCAGGUUACCCAACGGACAUUCUUCAUCCACGAGAGAAGGACCUAUUUCUACGAGUGCUACAUUCUCCUUAGGAGAAAAGAUCAAAUGCCAAUAGGGGCGACAAGUUGUUCCAAUCACUUCAUCGGAUUCCAAUUCGGAAAUAUGUUUCCCAUUUGGAAUCUGGAGGAACCAGAAGUAGAAAUAUACUUCCACGAUCCUGAAGAACAAUACUCCCCAUUCCCCGGUCUGACCUGGAUGCCGAUCAUCCUCCACAAUGAUUCCAGGGUUGAACUUUUGCUCACGCCUCAAUUAAUGGAGUUCCGAGACAAGCCUUCUGCUCGAUGCGAUAUGGAUCCCAGAUACAGUUACGUGAAGUGCAUGGAGGAGUGCUUCUUCGACAAGAUCCUGCGCGAUCCCGACGCGGAGUGCAUCAUGAAGAGGCUCCUCCCUCCCUGGAGGAAUUGGACCGCGGAGACGAACAAACCGGAAUGUGGACGGAACAAAGCGUGGAAAUUUCAACAAUUCUUCAACUUUCUCCCCGCCGGGAAUUUUCGAACGAUAAGAAAAUUCCCACCGACAGUUUUGAGACAAUGCAAGAUUGGGUGCACAAAACGCUGCAAAACGGUGGACUACUCAGUGGUUCCCAAACCAACCCUCUGUAAGGCAAUGCGCCAGGGGGAGUUGGGCUUCUCUGUUCCUUCCAACAAGGUGGGGAGAUUUCUGGAGCAGCCCGCCAUGUCUCUGCUGACCCUGCUGUCCGACAUCGGAGGGAUCCUGGGUCUGUGCCUGGGGGUUUCCAUACUGAGCCUCUUCGACGGCUUCGAGUGGAUGUUUCUAACUGUCUACAAACGCGUCAUUCAGAAAGUUCAGUCUUGAGUCGAACCCGUUUUCCGCUUUCA
Darwinula stevensoni is the source of this 1232-nucleotide messenger RNA. The record is from the annotation of a GenBank genome assembly. Lineage: Eukaryota; Metazoa; Arthropoda; Ostracoda; Podocopida; Darwinulidae.